This is a messenger RNA of Drosophila rhopaloa, 246 nucleotides long. RefSeq names its product drosomycin-like. The record is from RefSeq and is a predicted model, not a curated record. Gene Ontology annotation, biological process: defense response. Lineage: Eukaryota; Metazoa; Arthropoda; Insecta; Diptera; Drosophilidae. The transcript has a single exon. The coding region runs from base 31 to 246 and encodes 71 amino acids.
AUACCACGCCUAUUGAGAAUACCUGUUACAAUGGUGCAGAUCAAAUUCCUGUUCGCUCUCCUCGCCGUAAUGACAAUUGUUGUCCUGGCCGCCGACAUGGCUUCGGCCUCUGAUUGUCUUUCUGGAAAAUUCAGUGGUCCUUGCUUCGCUUGGGAUGGAGAACUCUGCAGGCGUCUUUGCAAAGAGGAAGGACGAGUCAGCGGACACUGCAGUGCCAGCAUGAAGUGCUGGUGCGAAGGAUGUUAA